Scedosporium apiospermum is the source of this 1086-nucleotide messenger RNA. Its product is annotated as Trimethyllysine dioxygenase. Gene Ontology annotation, biological process: carnitine biosynthetic process. Gene Ontology annotation, cellular component: mitochondrion. Bases 1 to 1086 code for a protein of 361 amino acids. The record is from RefSeq and is a predicted model, not a curated record. NCBI's taxonomy places the organism in Eukaryota, Fungi, Ascomycota, Sordariomycetes, Microascales, Microascaceae. The transcript has 8 exons. Gene Ontology annotation, molecular function: trimethyllysine dioxygenase activity; iron ion binding.
AUGGCCUCGCCCUUGAGAACUCUACGCGUCGCAGGAGGCUUGAGACGAAGCUUGGUGCAUCGACCUCUGCGCACCAUCUCUACCACGUCCGGUCCCCGCAAGGUUGCCAUCUCUGCCUCGGGCAUUGAGAUCACAUCCGGGUCGUCUCCCGAACCUAAGAGGGUUACCCUUCCAAGCAUCUGGCUUCGAGCCGAGGAAGAUGUCAGCUACCGGUACUGGGGUGCGGAGAUCGCCCAGGAUCCUCCUACCGUCGAAUACGCCGAAGUGAUGGAAGAGUCUGGGGGCGAAAAGGGAGUAGGAACCCUGACCAAACUCAUUCGCGAGUACGGUUUCGCCUUCGUGGCUAACUGCCCCCACACCCCGGAGGCGACGGAAAAGCUCCUGGAAAGGAUCGCUUUCGUCCGGGUGACGCAUUACGGGGGAUUUUACGACUUCAUCCCGGAUCUUGCCCUUGCAGACACCGCAUAUACUAACCUUGCGCUCCCAGCGCACACAGAUACGACAUAUUUCACUGACCCUGCAGGCCUACAAUCCUUCCAUCUACUAUCGCAUAUUCUCCCAUCAUCGGCAUCUGGCAAGGGAGAAGAGCUAGGAGGGCAGUCGUUGCUCGUUGAUGGGAUCCACGCCGCGAAUAUCCUGAGGAAGGAGGAUCCAGGGGCCUUUGACAUCCUGACAAAGGUGAGGCUUCCGUGGCAUGCUAGCGGGAAUCAAGGGAUUACCAUCGCGCCGGACCGACGAUAUCCCGUGUUUGAACUGGACGAGGAAACCGGCGAGGUCCACCGAGUACGCUGGAACAAUGAUGAUCGUGGAGUUGUGCCGUUUGAUGGAGGAGUGUCUCCUACCGACUGGUACGACGCAGCGAGAAAGUGGUACUCCAUCCUUACCCGGCCGGACAUCGAAUACUGGACUCAGUUGCGACCAGGCCAGCCCCUGAUCUUCGAUAACUGGAGAGUCCUUCAUGGAAGGAGUGCAUUUGAGGGAGUGCGAAGAAUCUGUGGUGGAUAUAUCAACCGGGAUGAUUUCAUCUCGAGGUGGAGAAACACUAAUUUCCCUCGGGAGAAAGUCCUAAGCCAGGUGAUUGGAUAG